CACCUUCACCACAUUCAACCAUUUUUUCGAAUAGAAAAUAAACUUACCAAAACAUUUUACAUUAGAGUUUUGGAAUUUGUAUGUACACUGCAAAAUAAAUGUCAAAUGUUGAUGUAUGAACUCAAUCUGCUAUUUUCAUGUCACUUUUAGUUCCUGUAUCUAUUUACAAGACUGUAUGUAGUCUACAUGGUUGUCUUAAGAAUAAUGAGCUGGCUUUAGUUCAAAUGGGAGGAGGCGUUGUGAGGAAAUGAAGAAGACUGAGAAGUUGGACUAUAAAAGACAGGCUUUAGGAGAGUUCACAUCUUCUCUCUAGAGUAAUUCACAUCUCUCAGGGUUGAUUGUUGUUGUCUCUGUUAACAAUGCAGUUUUAUGGAGUUCUGGUCCUGUUGGUGACUCUGUCUACAGCAUGUGGACUGAGAUGCUACGAAUGUAAUGGUGGCAGUAAAUCCUGCGAGCCCAAAACUUGUCUUCCCCUGAUGGACAGUUGUUCAACCACCACAGUGAAUGGUGUCACCAUCAAGAGCUGCAUGUUGAGUAGCACCUGUAUAAGUCCCAUGAAAUGCUGCAAAGAGGACUUGUGUAACAGUGCCAUACCAACUGGUUCCAGUGUCUUCCUCCUGAUGAUAUCCUCAGCCAUCAUCACACUGUUUCUCUGAGGCUCUGGAGAAAACCUAAUCUGUAACUCAGGAAAAAUAAAAAGAAAUUUAUCAUGCAAAAUCUGUGAAUGACUACAGAUAGAGAAUUGCUCAAUAAAACUGCAAUAUGAUUGACUAUUGAAA
Messenger RNA from Morone saxatilis (striped sea-bass), 779 nucleotides. Its product is annotated as CD59 glycoprotein-like. The coding region runs from base 360 to 656 and encodes 98 amino acids. The record is from RefSeq and is a predicted model, not a curated record. The transcript has 3 exons. Lineage: Eukaryota; Metazoa; Chordata; Actinopteri; Moronidae.